Leptomonas pyrrhocoris is the source of this 4744-nucleotide messenger RNA. RefSeq lists its product as hypothetical. The transcript has a single exon. Bases 17 to 4744 code for a protein of 1575 amino acids. NCBI's taxonomy places the organism in Eukaryota, Euglenozoa, Kinetoplastea, Trypanosomatida, Trypanosomatidae. The record is from RefSeq and is a predicted model, not a curated record.
AGGUGCACCCUUCAUCAUGAGUAGAAGCAGCACCAGCGGUGGCGGGGGCACCUCGCCCUACCCAUCGCUCUCCUUCCAGGUCAUCAAUUCAUCAGACGAUCGCCGCGGUUCUGCCUCCCCCACCUCGGGCACCGAAAACGGCGGUGCCUCCGCGGAAAGCGCCGAGGCGGGCACCUCCAACUACUACGCCAGCGGCAACUCUCGCAUUACGUUAUCCAACGCCGUCUCCUCCUCGCUGGUUCCGGCGAGGAUGCACCACACUGAUUACAUGUACGCGAUGGAUGCCCGCGACAACAUGCAUGAGAUGUCGGACAGCAACUCCCUCCUCUCCGUCGCCUUUGAAGACUCGCAGAAGCGCUCGUACCACCCGAUUGAAUUUGCGGCGAUGGCGGAGGGCGCCGGGGCGGGCACCUCGAUAGAGUCGUUAGAGAGCGGCCGCCUGCAGCGUCACACCGGCGAGUCGAGCCCCGCCAGCGGAGUGGGGCUGAUGGUGUCCGUCGGCUACGACUCCCCCGGACCAGACUCGUCGGUUGUCCCUUUGGAGCUGACGCCGUCGUCGCCGCCGCUGCCGCGCCCCGUCACCUACGGCCUCGGCCCGCCGACGGGCCCUCACGACAACAACGACACGAAGCUGUACGUCCCGUCGCCGUCCUCUGCGUCCGGCCUCGGGGACUCGUUUAGCCCCGUCCCCCCUCCCACGCUGCCAGCCGCCGCCGACCACACGACGGCGCCCUCCGACCCCCACUCCGCCAUUCGCAGCGGCGUCGUCGCGAACGCCACAAAGCAGCAGCUGCCGCAUCUUCGCUCCUCGAAUUUGAUGGCCAGCACGACGGCCACCACGGUGGAUCGCAGCCCGCUGGAGCCGUCCAUGACCGCACGCGGCGCCACGCCGAAUCGCUCGCCGGCGCCGUCACUGAACACGUUCCGCUUUCCCAUCCUGCCGUCACCGAACAGCAGCGUUGACACCCACGCGUCCGCCACGGCGACCCCGUUUUCAGAGUCGCAACGCGGGGCGGAUGGGAGGAACUCCGCGUUCCCCACGCAGCACCUGCCGAGCCCGCCCGAGAGGCCGCCGGUGCAUUUGCCGCGCAACACGCGACGCAGCUCCAACGACUUGGCAGGACUGACGCCGGUUGCCGCGACGCAGUCCAACCCACCUUCGACGGUCAAGACGACCCCCUAUCAGACUCCACUUGCCUUGUUGGCAGCGAGUAGCAGCAGCAGCAGCACCUCGACAGCGCCGUCUAACAUCGUUGCGGCGGUCCCUUCCGCUCUCGAGCACAAUGCCGACGAGGAAAAGCCUUCUACUUCUUCUGCCGCUGUGCACGAAGCGCAGCAGCCUGCAACGCUUACCGCGCCCGUCGUGCUACCGCCUCCGCCACCACCGUCAUCGCAACCGCAGCCGUCAUCGCAACCGCAGCCGUCAUCGCAACCGCAGCCGUCAGCCCCCACCGCUCUCCCCGCCCCUGAUGCAGCGGCCCAAGCGACGCACCCUAAAAGAAACGACUAUACUUCCUCUGAUUCAUCCUCUUCCAACUCUGCGCCUCAACACCCACCGAAACCGCCGUCACCACGACCACCCCCUCCAGUGUCCGUGCCGUCUCCCCCGCCGCCACCAAGCCCGUCGGCUUCAUCGUCCGAUGAAGCCGACUUUCCCGUCCGCUUCGCACCCCUCAUCCAGCAGACCGACUACUACAAGUCGGACGUUAAGAAUAUCGCCUGCACCGGUGCCUUCACCAUGGGUGAUGUGCCCUCCACGAUGGUGAAGCUGCGACUGCUGCGACACGAGCUGCUUGGCCGCGCAGAACCGCUACCCGUUAUUCAGCAAUCCGCCCUCCGCGCGGGGCGGGUGAAGAGACCUAAGACGGUGUCCGAGCAGGAGAAGUCGGGAGAAACCCCCGCGAAGGCGGUGAACAACACCUCUGAUCGACAACGGCCGCCGCGUGCAGUGCACGUCGAAGACUUCCGCGACACGUUCGUCGUGUUCGAUAACGUUUUACUCGCCGUCAGUUUUGCCUUGUGGGGUAGCGUGGCGCACUACAACGCGUUGGUGCGCGGACUGCUCCGCUACUGCGCGGCAGAUGUGGAGAAAAGCGAAGGAAACGGGGGAGGGGAAAGUGACCCGGAUGGCGCGAAGGCGGACGCCGUGUCGCCGUCCUCUGCGGUCACGAAGUCCCGCCUGAAAGUUCCGUUCUCGUCCGUUCUGCGGUUUUUAAACCACAGCGGCGUGGAUGUGCUCGUUGUGUCGUCGAACAGAAAGGCAGCUUCGUCGUUUUGCGCGAAGCGUCAACAGGUGCGGCGACGCGUGCGGCGUGACGGCGCCACCGCCGGCGCCGCAGCGCUCCACGACAAUUCCAACGCUGAGUCAGGAGGCGGGGAAACCCACGGCGACGAAGCCUCUGCGCCGCUGCGUCGCGUGCUCAUCGCGCUCAGUUACGACACAAAGCAGCAGGUGUGGUGCCCAUUGACGCUCUCACGCCCUGUGCGUCAGAUUGCCGCCGCGUGGCACGAGCACCGUCGUCACACCCGCCAGCAAGAACGCCAGACGGAGCGGCGGACGCGACGCCGCGAAGAGGCGGAGGCCGCUGUGAAGGAAAAGAAGGCGGCGAUGGAGGCAAAGCUGGACGCGUGGCGGCAGCGCGUGAACGCCUUCUCUGAAGUCGAGGAUGCAUCCGCAGGACCUACCACAACCGCGACGCAGAAGCACGUGACGGUGGUGGUGCCAAGGACGGAUGCCACGACGGACGACAGCAACUCGCCACUGACGAAGGCGGGCAACAAGCUGCCGUUCGACGGAAUCUUUUACCCAAAUCUAAUCCAAACGGACGUGGGCUUUGGCGUUGUAGUAAAGCAAGGUUUGCAUCCACUUUUUGGUGUGGUCCGGCUGCGUCUGAUGGCUGGCGUUCCGCUGGGUUUUAUUACACUUUUUUUCGGGCUAGCGUUUAUUAUUUACGCGACGAAAACGACAGGUGCGUGCCUUUUUGACUCCGUCACGAGACAGUGUGCCGCGCCAGACGCCGACAUGGUCAGCAGCAGCAGCAGUAGUAGUAGUAGUGAAAUAGGUAGUAGCGAGAGUAGGAGCUGUUUUGCCAUGCUGGCUGGCACCGCGUCGGACAGCUUCAACUCGAAACUGUCAAACAGGUUUCUCUACGGAAAGCCGGCGUCGCCGGGCAACUGCCUUAUCGUCACUUUGUGCUGUGUCUUUGCCGCGAUCGUGGACAGCGUGCUCAUCACUUUUUUCGCCGCUCGCUAUCUCGCCUUGGGCGGUGUCCGGCCUUGUUUUCACUACCUUUUGCAGGCAAUACAGUUUGUGUUGAGUGCCAUCGCGUGCGCCUUCGCCGCCUACGUCCUCUUCCGCUUUCACGGCCGACGGCACACGAUACGGUGCGACGUGCUGGACGCAGCCGAUGCCUCCUUGUGCACCGCCCGCCUGCGCAGCUGCGGCAGUCGCUACUUCUACGAAGCCCACACCCGACUCACCGGGACGAACGUCGCGCUCGUAUUGUCGAUUGUAUACCUUGUGCUGUGUGUGGUGCAUUGGCUGUUCGCCUUCCUACCCGUGGUGCCGUCGCCGUCGCGGCAGGACGCCAUCCCCACCGCGACCCCCGACACGUACACCUUUCGACCGAGUCUCUUCGCCCCCGACGGGCCCACGCCGGGUGAAAUCGAGCAGCUGCGCGAAGUCAUGCAGGCUCCACUGCGACAGGACCUCCAGCAGUGUGUGCAGCAGCGGGAUCGACUGCUGACGGCGGCCACCACGAUUGGCGAGAUGAUGCAGGCAAACCGCACACAGAGUCUCAAGCAGAUGAAGCUGAACGAGCAGCGACGGCUGCACCGGGCACGGCCUUUUGCCGAAGAACACACUAAAGGGCGAGAUGGAAGCCGCGGCAGUGCCACCGACAAGGCGGGUCCGUAUCGGAAGAGCGGCAGGAGGCGCAAGCGCUACCUCGUCUGGGGUGGUGAGGAGACGCUAGACAGCGGCAGCAACGGCGACGACAGCGAUAGUACGCGGUCCGACCCCUCUGCAGCGGUGGCCGCCGCACGCGAUCGCACAGUGGUGCUAGCGCCGCGUCUUGUGCAGCGGGUAAACGAAAUCGGCUCGCGGGUGCGUGCACAAGCUUCACAAUCGCGGCGGACAUCGAACCCUUUGAAUGCGGCGGACGUCCCUGCGGCUUUUCAAGCGGGGGAUGGCGAGACGAAGCCUUCGACCAGCCUCGAUCGUUCUUCCUCGCCGUCCUCGGCACCUGCGGCCGACACGAGCUACUUUGUGACGCGUACUUCCUUGUUCGGCCGCAAACCGGGCAGUCUGCCGAAGGUGGCCGUGGUGGUGGACGACGACUCCACGAACGCGGUCGAUGCACCAGAAAGCGGCGUGGCCGUCGCGCCCCCUGCAGUGCCGUCCGCGUCGUCAAAAGCAGAGAACAAGCAGCCCAUGUAUGUGGCAACGUUUUCGCCGUUAUUGUCCGCGCAAGCAACGCCGGCGGAAACGAGUCUCCCUCUGCAGCGUCCGCCGGUGCCUUUGUUUCACCCACCUGCACGAUCGACAAAACCGAUGCAAAAGUCGCAGCCGGGCUCGGCGCCAUCUAGCGUCCCUGAGGCACGUCCGGCGCUGUCUCUCCCAUCGAAUGACCUCUCACAGCUAGCAGGACCGUCUUCUGAUCGCCGUUCUUCGAUGGUGUCGCCGCUUGUGGAGUCAGAAAUUGCACAGAUUGUUUCUCGGCUGCAACGCGCACAACAGUCCUGA